Molecule: messenger RNA, 3840 nt
Organism: Solea senegalensis (Senegalese sole)
Lineage: Eukaryota; Metazoa; Chordata; Actinopteri; Pleuronectiformes; Soleidae
Product: cilia- and flagella-associated protein 69-like
Exons: 24
Coding region: 265-3072 (935 amino acids)
Biological process (GO): olfactory behavior; response to odorant; positive regulation of flagellated sperm motility
Cellular component (GO): sperm midpiece; non-motile cilium
Source: RefSeq, a predicted model, not a curated record
ACAGGUGUACGCUGUCAGAUUCUGGGCUAAACACGGGAGAUUGUCGGUGAUAAUGUGUCAUUUCAUUGUUUUAUUCGGACUUUCGUGACGUAAAAACAACUUUGGCUCGUGUCAACGUCGUUGUGAAGUCCUUUUGUUGUCAUUCCUUGGAGGUAGUGAAGUGAAUUGGGGCCAGUUUUAAACGUUUAUUAAGAGAAAAGAGAGAAAGGAAGAUGCCGAAGUGAAAAGCAAAGUCAAACAAAGUUCUCUGAUUGUUGCUUGCAAAUGGACUCAGCCGCAGUUUUACAGAGAAAGAAACCGGACUUUUAUGUUGUUGGACCAAGAGCUCCAGAAAAGAGUCAACACGUCCCACAGGUCCAGAGUAAAAGUCUUGACGUCACUAAGGUGCUUCAUCUUCUUGAAGAUCCUCUGACGGCAAACUUGAAGGAGAGGCACAUUUUUGUCCUGAAGAAACUGCUGAAGAGAAACCAGAUCGGCUUUCUGCUGAGGGAGCUUACGGGCAUAGCCAGAAUACUCGACAUCUGCGCAGAGAAAGUGGCAGAUCAUCCGGAGUACGUGCCCAUUGUAUGUGAAGCACUUAGAAUUUGUAGGCUUCCCUUCCUGAAGGAGAGAGCAUCGGACGAGCUGAACUAUGCUCAGGACGUCAUCGCGUUCAUCUCCCACCUGGGUUGUCUCAUGAGGGUCUCCGAGGCUGAUGUGAGACUGCAGCUUCUUGAAACUGUGAGGUCAUUCUUCAGCAAUGUAGCUGGACAGCCGCGCGACGGUAUGGACUGUGCCACCAAGCCAAAGCCUCGGACUUUACCCCCUUACAGAUUUUCUAUACUUUCACUAAGUCUUCAGCCGACUUCUCCCGGUUACAGGCUGCAGCUGCUGGAGCACAGCGACCUGACACGGUCACUCCUUCUCUCCAUCACCCUGUUGGAGGACCAGCCAGCCGUCAACGUGCAGCUCUUGAAGACACUUCAGCUCCUCUCAGGCUCCUCUGAUCUGAAUUGUGCCUUGAUACUGGAUGUGCGGGGUGCAGAGGCCAUAUGUCUUCGCAUGAACCAACCCGACCUGUCGGGUCAGGUGCUGUUCCACUCGUCAGAAAUACUCUGGAACCUGCUGGAGAGCGGCAGCAAGGCCGAGGUCACUGCUCAGCUCAGCCGCAUGGAGUGUGUCAUAUCUCUAAAAGACGCCUUUUUCCACAAGCUGAUGAACAGUUCCCUCCCGCCCGACCUCCAACUUAGAAACGAUCUGCUCGUGAUCACAACUCUCAUCGCUGAAAACCCAAACUCUCAGCUCCUCGAGAGUUUAUUUCUCAUAGAGCUCAUGGUUUUCAUCACAUAUCCAGAGUUGAAAAGUCACAAUCCUCUGGUUCGCAACCUCAAGCUCAGCUACAACAACGAGGACUUGAAAAUGAAGAAGCUGAUGUUGAACCUGUUGGUUUUAAUGUCGAGAGAUUUCGCCGCCUUACAGCUCUACAGAGAGGCACAGGUGAUGCGGGCUCUGCUGGUGCUUGUGAAGCCGCCUGCCACCAGAACUGAGCGACGCUCGGCUUCCCGCCACUGGUCCCCCGUCCAGCAGGAGGAGCUACAGCUGCAGGCGCUGGCCACCCUCGCCACCAUUGCCCCACUCAUUCUGGACGACUACAUGGUGUGCCAGGGAAACACACACCUGCUGCUCCUGCUCGACUGGUGCGUGAAGCAAGAUCCUUUGUUUGGUCAGGGCCACGACUCUGGACGCAGAGGCAACAAGAAGCCACAGAUGCGUCACUGUAUCAGACUUCUGAGAGCUGUGACGUUUGUGGGUGAAGAGUCCGUCAACCAGGAUCUCUGCGAUCAGGGAACCAUCAGUCAGCUCCUGGGAAUUUUAAUGCAGAUGGAAGCUAGUCCUGAUGAGGAGGACGUUGUCACGCUGGAGAUAAAGUCAGACAUUCAGCUGAUCCUAUCUGUGCUGUGUGAGAACGACAUGCACAGAAAGGUAAAAACUAAUAAUGAGCUCUUUGGUUCAGACGGAGUUGAGAUGACUCUUCACUUCCUGAGGAAAGGCUGCAGCAAGUUCUACAGCGGCCUGGGACACAACAAGCUCAUCCUCUCCACUGUCGACUGCGUGUGGUCCUGUGUUGUAGGCUGCUACACAACGGAAGAUUUCUUUUUGGCUAAAGAUGGAGUGGCUCUUCUGCUUCACCUACUCAUCUCGAGCCCGAGAUGUGUACACGGCAUCAUCCUCGCCACUCUGCUGGAACUAUGUGACAACCCGAACACGGCGCCUCACAUCCGAAGCUGGAGAGAUGGCGUGGGUCACACGGCACCCAGACUCCUGUUGCACCUGUGGAAGCAGGAGGAGCAGGAACUGGGAGUGACCAGAAACAAUGGGGGAGGGAUCGAAGAUCCCCAAAAGCCCAUCCUGGGUCAGUACCAGCAGGACUUGCAGCUCUCGUUUCCUGCUGACGCUCCCAGUGCAGCAGUGAUGGAAAUAUCUGAGAACCUGCGUGCCAAGAUUUACUCCAUUUUCUGCAAAAUAGGUUUCCAGGACCUUCCUGGAUUGUCAACAAAGGAUUAUGUGAUUUUAAGCAUCGUCAGGAGAUAUCUGGACUUCAAGGUUAGCGAGGUGUGGGAGGAGAUCAGCAGGGAGCUGGUUUUGGACGACGUGAGGCCGGUCAGUCCAGACUUGGAGAGUCUGGGCGACAUAGGCGUGACUGCGGAGGACACGGCGAGGAAGGCGAUGGCAGAGCAGGAGAGCAUUCUGGAGCAGCAUGAGAAGGAGAACAUCAGCGAGGAGGCUCUCAUGUACACAGAGAUAAAGUCUCACUGUAAACACAGGGAACUCAAGGCAAAGUCCUGGGACAAUUAUGUUUCAAAAACUUCAAACUACGAAGUCCUGAAGGAAAUAAAAGCACAGAGGAAGAAAUCCAUGGAAUCAUCCAAACUAGAAGACGAGGAUCUUAUUCCUGAAGAGAAUUUUGUCGGUCGUGUCAUCGCAGUGGAGAGAACUGAAGGUCACGGUCCUGAAGGAGUGAACGUGACUGUGGCCAGAACUUCAAUGAAAGGAGCAGAUAUCGAAUUGAAAAGGCAGCAGAUGUUGACGUGAAGACAGAAUGUAUUCGCCAGCCCCUUACCCUAACCCUUUUCCCUUAACCCUAAAACCCUUAUUCUCACCCUAACCCUAAAACCAGGUCUUAACCCUGAAAGAGCCCUUUAAAGUCGACGGGCCCAGAUAAAAUGUCCCCACAAGGUCAAAAUGUCCUCACAAAAAAAAGGUUUAUAGAUUUUUUAGACAAAGAUAUUCAUAAAAGUACACACACAUCUGUUUUUAUAUCUUAGUGAGGACACCUCACUGCAUAUAAUGCAUAAUGCAUUGUCACUAAUGCCUUACCCUAAUCUUAACCAUCACAAUUAAGUGCCUUACGCGAACCUUUAGCCAAACCCUCAAAGUCUUAACCCUGAAAAAGCUCUUUAAGGUUGUGGGGACCAGACAAAAUGUCCCCAGAAGAUCAAAAUGUCUCCGGGGGAUUAAAAUGUCCCCAUAGAAAUAGGUUUUUAGGUUUUUUUGGACAAAGAUAUUCAUAAUAAAGUACAUGCACAAACCUGUUUUUUUAUCUUAGUGUGGACAUACCAUUGACAUAGUGCAUUAUCUAGCCCCCUACCCUAACCUGAACCAUCACAGCUAAGCACCUAACCCUUAACUUAACCCUAAAACCAAGUCUCACAAAGAGGUUUGUUCGUUUUUUGGACUUCACAAAGAUAUGACCACAGCUGUCCUCGUUGACUUCCAUUCAUUUUGGACAGCCUUACCAAACUCUUAUCCUUAACCACAAUUCAAAUCUUAGCCUUUAAACUUAACCACUUCCUCAGAAUU